Nylanderia fulva is the source of this 1011-nucleotide messenger RNA. RefSeq lists its product as uncharacterized. The record is from RefSeq and is a predicted model, not a curated record. NCBI's taxonomy places the organism in Eukaryota, Metazoa, Arthropoda, Insecta, Hymenoptera, Formicidae.
GUUGUAAACAGAUCAAACGCAGGCGCAUAGAAAGAAUAGAUAAACGGUUGUUUUUGUUUUCAAAUGUUCAACGAAGAUAACAGUCAUUGAAAUUACUUGGUUUUUGCGUCGAUCAGAAAUUACAAGGAAAAAAUUGUGGACUUAUAUUUAAUUAGUUUUUUUUUUUAUAGAAAAUAGGAGAAAAUCUUUCUGGAAAUCCACAAAGAAUUAAACGCAUAAUUUUGCAAAAUGUCCAAUAUAUUUAAUUUAUUGGGCGGAAUCGCCGAUGACAAAGAUCAACUGAUGAAACCUAUUAUGCAGUCCGACGUGUCUCAUGAAGUAAGGCUGAAUUCUCUCAAGGCUGUGGGAGGCACAAAACCAAAAGGAUUAUCAAUGAGAUCUAAUUCUGCUAUGAAUGUAUCUAAUGGCACACCUAUAAAAAUUAAGAAAAAUACAUGCGAUAAAGAUCCAGAUUGUAGGAAGCUGAAAGUAACGCAAUUAGAUAUUAAUGGACGCCCAAUAUCUCCAAGCAGAGAAAAGACAAAGAAGCUAAUGCCACAUUUAUCCAAGUUCAAUGAAUCUCUGAAGGAACCUCUGAAAGAAAAAACUUUGAUUAAUAAAAAUAAGAAAGCACAAUUAAAUGAAGAUGUUUUCAAGAAACCAUUCCCUCCUAAAAAAUAUUCUAAGAAAUAUCCCAAACCGGAAACAUUAGCAUAUUGGUGUGACGAUCAAUAUAAUUUUGACUAUGGCUAUAUAGAGGCCAUAGAAAAAGAAUUCAAAGAUUUGCUUUCUAAGGAGAAAGAAAAUAUAAAGCCUUCUGAAGACAGAAACAUUAUAUCAGAACCACUAGUUAUGUCAGAAGUUCCAGAACUUGUUUUUGAUAGAUCUUUGGACGAUUGUAAGAAAUCUUGGUCUUGUGACCUACCUGAAGUAUCUGAUAUAUCUGAUGAUGAUUGUAUGUAGUGAUAACUAUUUAUAAGAGUUAUUUUAACAAUUAUAAUCUCCGAUUUUUAUAUAAUAUAAGAAUAGAUG